Penicillium atrosanguineum is the source of this 381-nucleotide messenger RNA. RefSeq lists its product as uncharacterized. The record is from RefSeq and is a predicted model, not a curated record. Bases 1 to 381 code for a protein of 126 amino acids. The transcript has a single exon. Lineage: Eukaryota; Fungi; Ascomycota; Eurotiomycetes; Eurotiales; Aspergillaceae.
AUGGCAAGCCUCCCCGCCCUGCGUCUCGGAAAAUUCGCCCUGCAAAGACCCGUCUUUGCACCUGCACCCCGACUGUUAUCCGUCGCCUCCCAGCUCCGAAUGGCCUCCAACGCGCCGACACCUCGCUUUGCAGAGGGUGAAGACUCGCAGCAGCUCGGAUCGGACACUGCAGCACUGCAGCAACAAGGGUGGGCACUGGACACGGACGGAAUGGGUGUGACCAAGACAUUCCAUUUCAAAAGCUACUUCAAGGCCGUAGUGAGUAGCCUCGUUGAAAGCGCAAUCUUCCCUUUGGAACUGACUCGUGCAGUCCUUCGUGAACCUGAUCGCAUCGGAAAGCUCAGCGAAGAAGCACCACCCUACUAUGACUGUGGUAAGUAG